GAACGCGCGUUCACUCGGCCCGCUCAGUACGCAGCCGUCCUCCCGUGAGUGCGCGUCGUGUUGCGACCUCGUCUCGGGCUGUGCGCUCGCAACGGACAUUCCGCGUAUGUACCGAAACCCCGGUGUAAUAUCAUCGAAGCCGCAGGACGUGCUGGUCAUUCCCUUCGAAAUGCCGCGCCACCGAUGAAGAAUCGACGAGUUGGAGAGGAGAAAAGAGGUGCGAAGGAGGUCCCCAAGGAUCGGCGAGAUGACUCCUAGAGGAAGGCGCCUCGUUUCUCAGGAAUGGAUAGGAAUAAUCCUGCUGUUGAUCGGCAACGUCGCCACCGAAACGACGACCGUCUCGAGCCAGGGAGGGAAAGAGUCCCCCAGGUCGGAGGUUCCCGAGAAGAGGAAGCUGGACCUCGAGGAAUCCCCGUUGGUUCGUAAGGUGAACGACUCGAAGAGCUCGUGGGAAAUCGAAGAGUGGUCCGAGGAGGUGAAAUUCCAGAAUCGCCCCGGAGGAAACUCGAGUUACGAGAGCGAGGAGGGUCCCGAAGAGCGGGACCGGUUAAGUAAGGUCAAGGCCGAGGAGAGUACCUCGGACCACCGAGGUCAGGGUCAAGAAAGGCUCCCCAAGGAUUUUAGGAACCAGGCAGGGAUCGAGGAGGGAUUCGGAGGAUCCACGGUCGAUCCCACUUUGGAAUCCCACGAGGCCCUGAACGCCCAACGUCGUCUGAGAGACUACAACCCUGACAAGGACCAUGAGGAGGACAUCGACGAGGAAACUCCAAAGGCGCUCUUCUUCGAGGAACUCCCGACAGGAACCUCGUUACCGAUCCUGGGCGAAGUGCUCGAAGAGCGGAACAAAAGUCGCGGAGACAAUGGCACCGGUGUUGCUCCGACAGCUGGCAAGAACCCUCCGGAAGGGAAGGUGGAAAAUAAUGGAAAGGAGGAAAAGAGGGACACGAAGAUUCCCAAGAACGAUGAGGUGGAGGAGAAGCUCGGGAGAAUUAGAACGAAGAACUUGGAGGACCUCGACGUGGACCCCUCGCGGGAGGCCCUCGAGGACGCCUUAAAGGAGAAGGCCGAUCGAAACGCCGUGUCGUUGGUAAACGAUACCCUGGUCAAUUACAAUAGUCAGGAGAGCGAUCACGGAGGGUCGGAGAACUCGACGAAGGGUCCUGGAGGAGAGGACGAGGCUAAGGACGUCAACAAGGUGUACGACCCGAAGAAGGAAUUCGAGGUCGUCGCGAACGCGAGUCUUCCGUCCACCCUGAGAUUCGUGGCGAAGAACCUGGACAACGUGACCGAGGAGGAUGCAAAGUCAAAUUCAAGUCGAGGGGUCGACUCCACCUUGAACGGAGACGAGAGCUCGAAUCGUGCCGAUUUGGAGCAGGAGGUCGGAAAUCUCGAUAUUUCCGGAAAGGAAGUAGAGGGUGCUGAUAAAAAAGUCGACGAGAAGGCUUUGGGUAGCGUCCCGAAGGAUGCUCCAAAAGGUCGCACGAUCUCGUUCUCGGCUGGGAACGAAUACCUUGAGGGGAAAACAACGCCCUCGAGGAAAGAUGCCGACCGAAACGCCGAGGAGGCGACCGAUAAGAGCUUCCCGAAGAAGACGAUCCUCCCCGAGAAGACUGCGGAGCAGAAGCCUUAUCCUUACGUCAAGUUCCCGGCGCAGUCCCCUACGACACAGCCAACCACGCUGCCAAGGAUGGAGCCGGUUGUAAAUCCGAUCCAGGAGGUGAAGCAAGACCCCGUCGUCGAAGAGUCCACGGAAGAAGCUUCCGCCUUCGAGAACACUAUUGGUAGGCAAAGCUCGGAUGAGAAGUUCGUCGUAACCGAGCCCUCGGUCGUCCUGGAGAACAGCAUCCAGCAGAUGAAGCCAGCCUCCUCCAAGAGGUCCGGGAACUUGUCCAGGUUCCAGGAUUCUACCUUGAACGCAACCUCUACGACCUCGGUAUUCGUAGCGACGACUCCAGGAAGCCUGGUGGAGCAGACCGCGAGCGACGAGGCAGCAUCUUCGGGGACCGGCGUGGGAAGUACCGCCUCUUCAGGGUCUGACGGGUUGGAAGUUACCGCAGGAGGAAACGACGUGGGCAGAAGGAGCGACGACAAGACGGAAGAGACCUCCCAUAUCGACGUAACCGGAAAUGGGAUCACGGAAGAGAGCGCCUCCACCUCGUCUACGGACCCUCGAGGGACGAAGAGCCUCCCGGGUGAGAACGGUAAUUCCACCGAAGGGCCCUCUAAAGAGGUCGACACGGCGAGGGCGACGUCGAACGUGACCCCGGAGACCUCGCUAAAAAACGCAUCCGAAUCGAACGCCGAAGAGUCCGGUCUCUCCGUCUCUCUCCCCGGUACCACUUCCUCGGAGAACCUGACGACUCUCGGUGCGACAUCCGAGAGGUCCACGGUUCCCGAGGAGGAGAUCCAGAAGUCGCAAGAAAAGGAGCAGAGCGACGGGACCGACUCUCCCGGGACCAAAGAAGACGAAGAAUCGUCGACGCUGGCCAGCACCACCGUGGAGUACGAAUUCGUCGCCCUGACGGAGGCGAAUCCCCGGAACUCCAUAUCCACUUCCGGGAACGAGGAUCCAGGGAUCGAUGCGAAGAAUUCCACGGUCGCGAACGAGGGGGAGAAGCCCAGCGACGCCAUUUUGGAGAACGGGAGUUCCGCGGCGUCCUCGGAGAAUCCUUCACCCUCGAUGAAUUCCUCGGAGUCUAGCCUUGUGACGGGGGAACUGCAACCGGACGGAACGAACGACGUAACCGGGACCGGGAAUUCCACCCUGAAGAGCCAGGAAGAAGGCGCUCUCGGAGAUGAGACCUCUUUUACGAGAGGCGUCCUCAGUUAUUCGGAGAACGAGACGUCCGACGUCGGUGCCGCGAAUUUCUCCAGCUUCGGCCCGAGCUCUUCGAACUUCGGAACAACUGCCUCGAGCUUGAAUGUAAACUCUUCAGGGUCGAGCACCCCUCGUAUGUCCGGAACAUCCGAAGUUACGGAUUUCUCGACCCUCCCGAAUUUCUCGAAUUCCUCGAGCAGCUCCGAAUCUUUGCCGGUCGGGAACUCGAGUAGUGCCGUCGUAGUCGGCAAUGCCACGUCUUCGAGCAUCGUCCCCGAAGACACGAUGGGCUCUUCAAGUGCCACGACCGAGAUGAGCUCUUCGAGAAGGAACGACUUUACCUCCGGCGGAAACGCGACGGUCCUCUCCGGCUCUUCGACUUCUACGACCACUACGACGGCAGGCCCUUCAAGUUCUCCAACUUCUCCAACUGCUCCAACUUCUCUGGACAAUGUGGACGAUCGAACGCGUCCGGACAAUUCCCAGGGCAUAGAAAUAGUCACCAAGGGGAACGACGAGCGGAUAUACCCUGCCGGGAACGGCGAUGCUCCCUUCUUCGUCAGGAUCGUCCUGGAGGGCACUUGGGCCGACGUUUGCCCUCAAUUACCGGCCUUGAGGAAGUCCCUCGCCGAGCUAUUGACUUCCGGCAUGGAGAAGAUGGUCGCACCGGCUCAAAUCGUUUUCCAUCAUACCCAGUGCGGAGACGUCCUGACGUUUACGUCCUCCUCGCUGGCCUCGGAUAUGCCGACCACCUCCGUCCUGAGCUACGUCGUCGACGAGGACGGCAAUUUCGACCCGAUCAUGACGAAACUCCUGCCGAGUCUCCACAAAGUUUCGCCGAUCAGCUUCCCCUUGGCGGUGCACAGUUUCCUUUUGGUCCAGGAGUCGGACUCUGGGAACGCCAUCGCCGUGGUGGUCGUCUCCUGCGUGGCUUUCAUAUGUCUGGCUCUUCUGGCUGGCUUGUUGUUUAUCAUGAGGAAACGACAGACGAGGUUCAAUUAUGGGGAGCGAUGUCGGCCCGUCUCCUUGGAUGCCUACAGCCUCGACAGCGUCUCGGCGUACAACAGCGUCCGCAGAAAAGGCGCGACGAGAGCCUCGAAGAGGAGCUACGGAAACCCGACCUUCGAGGACUCGAGCGUCAUCCCCACGCAUCCCCUGAAUUUCGGCGGUCUGUCGACGUUUUGCAACGACGUUAACGCCAUCUCCGAGGAGUUCAAGGGGAUCCCCCAGGAGUCGGCCAGGAUAGACGAGCUUCCGACCGGGGCGGAGGUGAAGAACAGAUACGCGAACGUGAUUCCACUUCCGGAGACCCGGGUGCCGCUCCAGAAGAUCAACAACGAUCCCCUCAGCGAGUACAUAAACGCCAGUUACGUUCGGGGCCCGAAGAACGCAACGAAAUACUACAUCGCCUGCCAGGCUCCUCUCGAGUCGACGGUCACCGACUUCUGGAGGAUGAUCUGGGAGCAGCAGAGUAAGGUCAUCAUCAUGCUCACCGAUCUGGUGGAAAAUGGGGUAGAGAAGUGCGCGGAGUACGUCCCUCCCUCGGAAGUGACGGACUGCCAUAGGCUUUACGGCGACUUCCAGGUCACCCUGAAGAAGAGGGAGACGAAAGAGAAGUACGCCAUCUCCUCGCUCCACUUGAAGAAUCUGGAGAACAAUACUUUCCGGGAGGUGUCGCAUAUCUGGUACAUGUGGCCAGCCAACGGGACGUUAUCGGACGGAGCGGGUCUGAUAGCGGUUCUCCUGGAGGCCAGGGCUCUUCAGCGAGGUGGCCCGGGUCCCAUCGUGAUCCAUUGCAGUCCUGGCACGGGUCGCACGGGAACCUUGAUAGCCCUCGACCUGGCGAUCAGACAGUACGAGAUAACCAGGACCGUGGACGUGCCCAGGGUCGUCUACACUAUCAGAAGAGAUAGAGCCGGAGCCGUGCAAACGAAGGAGCAGUACGCCUUCGUGUACAAGGCAUUGUACCUUUACGCGACCAAACUUGCCGGAGGGGCUUUGGAGUCCAUGUGAGAGGUCCUACGUCCGUAGGAGCACUGAUAUCUAAGCACGAGAGCAUUCUAAGUCAGUAUUAGAGAGAAGUUUUAAUUCCGUAUAGAUUAAAGCCGCCGCGAGUUCUUCUCGCGACGGAGACGCGGGAAAGAUGCGAAGAAGUCCGCGGGGACGAUGAAGGAAGGAUACGAAGUGGAUACUUUCGACUGACCACCGAACAGGAGGAAACCACCGAUGCGUGAUAUACAAGAUAUACAAGAUAUACAAGAUGUACAUUUUGGACCACGACCGUAUUAUACUCGCGUAAAUGCGAGCCAAUCAUUGUCCGAAUCGGACACCGGAAGUUUCAACUCGACGGGACGCGGAGUGCGUAAAUCUCCCCGGAAGAGAGCUCUACAAGGUAUAAUUAUAAUUAAAGGACGAGGAGGAGGAUCAGGACGAGCUUGUGCGAAAAAAAAAAGAAAAUCUCCUAUAAGGACUCUUACGGUGAUAACGUCAAUUCUCCUCGACGAGCGAUUCGCGAUAUUCCUCGGCCACCGGGCAGCCUAAAUUGCACGUUCCUGAUAUUAUCCAAGCAAUCGUAGGCACUAUUGUUGUUGUUAUUAUUGUUGUUAUUGUUGCUCGAGAUAUAUGUAUACCGACUAAAAAGAAGUCACGGAUAAGAGCGGUACGGUCGAUCCUGUACCGCCGAUCGGGAGAUCGCGAUUACCUAACUCAUAGCACUUGGCUCUCUAUUAUAGUUUUUACUCGUAUAAGAAAAAGAUAAGGAGAAGUGAUAUCGUUUCCUAAGGCGCUUUUAACGAUACCGCGAGGCGAUUCCCUUAAGCGCGCGUUUUGCGUCAUCAAUUAGAAGGCUAAUUUGUCCUCGUCCACUCCUGACCGGCGAUUUGCGUUGCUCGAAAGUCAUACGUAUGCGCUAAGAUUUUUUAUGCGUUUUAGGAAAAACCGAGCGAGUAGAAAUUUCGAUCUUAGCCUCGAAGAAGGUUCAGGAAUAAUUUCCAGCCGUUUUUGACAUAACGAAGAGAGACGUAAGGACCUUAGGAGGUCAUACUUGGGUUACGUUCAAAGGAGGCCGAAAUUUCUACCAGCUCGGAGGGGGGGAAUUUCUUUAAAAGGUAACCUAGUGAUAUCGAAACGCGAUUUGGAUAUGAGACACGGCAAGAGGGUAUCUACACAUUCCACCGAAUAAGUUUUCUCCAUUGACCGAUGUCUAUUUAACGCGUCGGAAAAUUUGCGCAGACAAUCGUAGGAUUUGCGGGCAGCAGGCGAACCACGGGGUAUAUACACGGACUCUCAAGUGAUCAUUUUAUUACAUACAUAUAUAUAUACACAUAUAUACACGUUAUAUAUAAAUAUAAGAGGCGACAGAAAAGCGCGUAAGCUGUGACAUUGAUUCAUGUUUCCGAAAGGUUCGACGUCCCAUGUAGACGUGUCUCUUAACUGUGCAGUGUAUUACCGAUGUACAUACCAUUUAAUAUAUUACAUGUAUAUUAGAGUGUAACGAUGCGAUGUAUACGUGCAUACACAUAAUAUAUCGGCCUUUUAUGCGUCA
Molecule: messenger RNA, 6362 nt
Organism: Orussus abietinus
Lineage: Eukaryota; Metazoa; Arthropoda; Insecta; Hymenoptera; Orussidae
Exons: 10
Coding region: 248-4831 (1527 amino acids)
Biological process (GO): protein dephosphorylation
Molecular function (GO): protein tyrosine phosphatase activity
Source: RefSeq, a predicted model, not a curated record